This is a messenger RNA of Lutra lutra (Eurasian river otter), 1223 nucleotides long. RefSeq names its product endonuclease G (gene ENDOG). Bases 260 to 1165 code for a protein of 301 amino acids. Gene Ontology annotation, cellular component: nucleus; mitochondrial inner membrane. Gene Ontology annotation, biological process: apoptotic DNA fragmentation. The transcript is spliced from 3 exons. Gene Ontology annotation, molecular function: nucleic acid binding; RNA endonuclease activity; metal ion binding. The record is from RefSeq and is a predicted model, not a curated record. Lineage: Eukaryota; Metazoa; Chordata; Mammalia; Carnivora; Mustelidae.
GCAAAGAAAGGGCGCCGGGACGUCUGCUCGGCGGCAGUCCUGACCCACUCUGUUGGGGUUCCCUAGAUUUUCGAAGCGUCCGUGAAUGGAAACGACGAGGAUCCCACCCUCUCGCGCCUCUACCCGGCCUCCUUCCCGCGGUGGGCCCCGUAGACCGGCGCGGCCCCUUUAAGAGCCUCGCGGUCGGCCGCCGGAGGUCGCGGUGUUCCCCCGGCGCCGCCGGCCGCUCUCAGCCUCCGCUUGGGCCGCGCUCUCCGCCAUGCACGCGCUGCGGGCAGGCCUGACUCUGGCGCUGGGCGCGGGGCUGGGCGCGGCGGCGGAGAGUUGGAGGCGGCGGCGGCGGCCGGACGCGUGGGAGGCGCCGGGGCUGCUGGGCCGGCUGCCCGUGCUGCCCGUGGCCGCGGCAGCCGAGCUGCCCGCCGUGCCCGCGAAGCCCGGGGCCCCGGUGGGCACCGGCGAGCUGGCCAAGUACGGGCUGCCGGGGCUGGCGCAGCUCAAGAGCCGCGAGUCGUACGUGCUGUGCUACGACCCGCGCACCCGCUGCGCGCUCUGGGUGGUCGAGCAGCUGCGGCCGGAGCGCCUCCGUGGCGACGGCGACCGCAGCUCGUGCGACUUCCGCGAGGACGAUUCGGUGCACGCGUACCACCGCGCCACCAACGCCGACUACCGCGGCAGCGGCUUCGACCGCGGCCACCUCGCCGCCGCCGCCAACCACCGCUGGAGCCAGAAGGCCAUGGAGGACACCUUCUACCUGAGCAACGUCGCGCCCCAGGUGCCCCAUCUCAACCAGAAUGCCUGGAACAACCUGGAGAAGUACAGCCGCAGCCUGACCCGCACCUACCAAAAUGUCUACGUAUGCACAGGGCCGCUCUUCCUGCCCAGGACGGAGGCUGACGGGAAGUCCUACGUGAAGUACCAGGUCAUCGGCAAGAACCACGUGGCGGUGCCCACCCACUUCUUCAAGGUGCUGAUCCUGGAGGCAGCAGGUGGGCAAAUCGAACUGCGAUCCUACGUGAUGCCCAACGCCCCCGUGGACAAGGCGGUCCCACUGGAACGCUUCCUGGUGCCCAUCGAGAGCAUCGAGCGGGCCUCGGGGCUGCUCUUUGUGCCAAAUAUUCUGGCGCGGGCAGGCAGCCUCAAGGCCAUCACUGCAGGCUGCAAGUGAAGGCUGUACCCCGCCGGACUGGGGGGGCUGGGUCACAUUAAAGGUGGUGAUUUUUGAA